AGCAGUUGUCGCCACGCACGAUGUUUUGGACCUGAUGUCGUGAUUUGACUCUGCUCCCCAUACGUCAGCAUCCUUGCAAACACCAACAUCUGUAAACAAUGCGCUGACUACGCACAAGCCAGUAGCACUUGCCCAACCAGCAGUAGUCACCGCCUGCGUCCUCAUCUGCGCGCCCACGUACGAGCCGCCGCCUACCCUGUCAGAUUUUGGACAGCGUUACUACGUGAGCUGAUCGAGGAAGCAUAGUUCCGCCAUACCUCCGCAACCAUGUCUCUGUACAAUCCCACUUCCAAGACACGAAGAAGGUCGGGCGUGACACCUGGCGGAUCAGUUCAGACGCCUCAUCGAGCCGGAAUCAGCAACAACAACACGAAUGCCAACCCCUCGGCAGCGGAUUUAUCAGAGGAGCAGAGAUCAGAGAUCAAAGAGGCUUUCGAGCUUUUCGAUACCGAUAAGGAUGGAGCGAUCGACUAUCACGAGCUCAAAGUGGCCAUGAGAGCUUUGGGAUUUGAUCUGAAAAAGGCAGAGGUGCUCAAAAUCCUCAGAGAUCACGACAGAGGAGAGGGGGUCAUUCAGUGGGAAGACUUUUUGCGUGUCAUGUCUGAGCGCAUAGCAAUGCGCGAUCCUAUGGAUGAGAUCAGACGAGCGUUUGCCCUUUUCGACGAUGACGGGUCUGGCAAGAUCAGCUUGAGGAAUCUCAAACGCGUAGCCAAGGAGCUUGGAGAGUCUUUGGAUGAGGAUGAGUUACAAGCGAUGAUCGAUGAGUUCGACCUGGACGGGGAUGGCGAGAUCUCUGAGCAAGAAUUCAUUCAAAUCAUGAUGGACGAUGCCUAAAGGAAGGCGAUCGGUCGCUAUCACAUAUGGGCUGCGAUUGUAAUCUCCGAUGGGUCCUUCAUUUCCUCGCGCUACCCAUAAUGUCACGUCGUAGGUCAAGGGGUCCUAUCUAAGCCUGGAUCCGCUCUGCACUCACCUUGAGAGCUGCUGUGGAUAGAUGCAU
Molecule: messenger RNA, 997 nt
Organism: Ceraceosorus guamensis
Lineage: Eukaryota; Fungi; Basidiomycota; Exobasidiomycetes; Ceraceosorales; Ceraceosoraceae
Product: putative CDC31-spindle pole body component, centrin
Exons: 3
Coding region: 268-834 (188 amino acids)
Biological process (GO): spindle pole body duplication
Cellular component (GO): mitotic spindle pole body; half bridge of spindle pole body
Molecular function (GO): calcium ion binding; microtubule binding
Source: RefSeq, a predicted model, not a curated record